Linum trigynum is the source of this 724-nucleotide messenger RNA. Lineage: Eukaryota; Viridiplantae; Streptophyta; Magnoliopsida; Malpighiales; Linaceae. The record is from the annotation of a GenBank genome assembly.
AUUUAUUGGUCAUCAAAACACCACACAACUAAUCACAACUCUUCCCCUGUUUUUUUUCUCUUUAAACUGAAGCAGUCACACUCUGUUUCCAUUUCCAUUUCUCUCGGCGAAAAAUGGAGUUCGGGUCGUCGAGGAAACGAGAGCAGAGUUUCCCUCCAAGGAGAGGGCAGAUCAAGAUGAGGAUCAUAAAGAGUCUGAUCAAUUCAGCAGCUGCUGCUAUUGGUACUCCAAGCGGCGGCAAGCUGAAGCGAAGUAAGAGAGAUGGCGGCGGCGGCGAUGGGUUUAGCAGCAGCAGCAGCAGAUGCUCGUCGGCGCCGGCCACUCCGCCGGCAACUCCAACAGGGUACUUGUCGGAUGCCUGAUUAAUUGAUGAUUCCUGAUCUGAUGGCUACCGUCGGCUGAUCAUCUGGGCAAUUCUUGUACAGUUAUUAGUUAUAUAGUCCGAGGCUGUUCUGUUGUAUAUUAAACGGCGAGGAGGAAAUUUUGUUGUGAGAUAGGUUUCCUUAAUUAGUUCGUUUUUUAAUUCUAAAUUUGUGUCGGGUAAGGUAUGAGAUCCAUCAUCCAUCCCUGUAUUUGCAAUGGAAGAUUAGGGGAUCCAACUCAAAACCAUGAUGUAUGAAAGUAGAUUCAUUUUGUUUCUAACCGUGUAGAAAUGGUUAAUUAGAUUUCUUGGUUUUUGGUUCAAUUCAAGUAAUCGUUUCUGUAGUAAAUUUAUCGUUCUAAG